This is a messenger RNA of Gymnodraco acuticeps, 3401 nucleotides long. It is a transcript of the gene ofd1, whose product is annotated as OFD1 centriole and centriolar satellite protein. NCBI's taxonomy places the organism in Eukaryota, Metazoa, Chordata, Actinopteri, Perciformes, Bathydraconidae. Gene Ontology annotation, biological process: epithelial cilium movement involved in determination of left/right asymmetry. The coding region runs from base 84 to 3263 and encodes 1059 amino acids. The record is from RefSeq and is a predicted model, not a curated record. Gene Ontology annotation, cellular component: ciliary basal body; centrosome. The transcript has 23 exons. Gene Ontology annotation, molecular function: protein binding.
UUAGUGGUACACGCCUCCUCGAAAGGACGCCGAGAUGCUUUUUGGUUGUUAGGCUGGACCUACAAAACAACGACAGUGUAGUUAUGUCUUCGGCCAAGGAAGACACGUUAUCCCCAGACGAGCUGAGGAAAAGACUCUAUCAAACGUUUAAAAGUAAAGGAGUCCUUGAUACACUGAAAACACAGCUGCGGAAUCAGCUCAUCCAGGAGUUGAAACACCCACAUUUGACUGGAGGAGAACCAGUCCCACGAACAAUUCCUGGGAGAUCUGAACCCCUUUUGGUGUCGGCAUGCAACAGCAUAGUGUAUGAUCACCUCUGCUCCUCGGGAUAUGAGUACACCCUCUCUGUAUUCUGUCCUGAAAGCGGCCUAUAUAAAGACAAGGUUUUAACAACCGGAGACCUUCUUCAGCUUCUUAAAAUCAGUCCUGAAUCAGCACUUUACAGAUCUCUGUCUUCAAACAAAGAAAACAAUGAUAAAGGGUUCCUGAUCAGCCUUCUAGCACAGCUUACACACCAUUAUACACACAGCAUUGGUCACGAUGCUGACACCCAGACAACCAGCAAAGCAAGUUAUGGAGACUCUCUGGUUGAGAAGAUGAAAAUGAUUGAUAAGGAGUACGAGAGCUUAAAUUACAGUGGAGAGAAAUGGUUUACACUGGAAUCAAAACUGUCUGCCCAUAGAAAAGAAAUUGAAGCACAGCUGCAAGCAGAAAUGAAGACAAAAAUGCAACAUUUUAAAGAUGUUGAAAUUGCCACGGUGAGGAUGGAAGAAAAAGCAAAGUUUCAUAAAGAAUUUGACAAGCUGAAGCAAGAUCUGGAGAGGACUUAUGAGAUGAAGGCAAAGGCGUUGAUGGAACGAGAGAAAAAUGCCAUUGAUCGAUUACAAAAGCAACAAGAGUUUGAAGAAAAAAAUAUGUACAUGCAGAGACAGUCGGUCCUGAAAGAAAUCGAUACAGUGCGAAACAGAGAGAAUGAGCUGAGGAUGAGAAUGGAGGCUUUUGAAAAGACUUGUCAAAUGCAUGAGGAGAAAGUCAAGACCACUGAAGAUCUGCUGAGGAGGAGAGAACUGACUGUGAAGACCACGGAGGACACAUACGACCACAGACUGAAAAAUGAACUUUCCAGGUACCAGCUUGAACUCAGAGAUGAAUUCAUCAAGAGAACAGAACAUUUAACCGAGAAUGAGAACAGAAACAAAGUGGAAACGGUUCGCAUCCAAAAGGAGUCUGCUGAAAUGAAUGGAAAAUUAGAGGAGCACAGCAGAGCAUGUUCUGAGCUGAGACGGCUGCAGGAUGAGUUAGACACAGCACAGCAGCAGAUGUCUCUGUUGACUCAACAGAAGGAGAUUUCAAGGGAGAGACUGGAGACCAUGAGUGACUACCCCAGCAUGAAGAGAGAGAACGCAGAGCUGCAGGGCGAGCUGAGGCUGCUGAAGAAACAGCUGGAGGAGACCCAGGAGGAGAACCGGCUGCUCCAUGUAGAUUUGGGCAAGCCAUCCAGAGAGCAGCUGACUUUGCAGACGGACCUACGGAGGCUGCAGAGCACUCACAGACUGGAUGAGGAAGAGUUUGACAACCAGAAACAGGUGCUGCAGGCACAGCUCCAGAGCGAGGUGGAGAGAUGCGCUCAGCUUAAGGCUCAGUUGAUUCAGAGUGAGGAGCGAUCCCAUUGGAUGACUAACCACAUCGAGGAAAUUAAGAUGCAGCUUCGCCAAACUCAACAAGCUCUUGAAAAUGAAGUGCUGCGUAACCCCAAGCCCUCUCUUGUUGAUCGCUCAGUUCUGGAUCUCAGCACUGACACGCUGGUUCCCCCUGACAUCUACACGGACAGAGCUCUGCUGAGGGCCAGGGUGGGUUAUGGUGAUGUCUGUGAAGCAGGUGGGCCCUUCAGAGGACACAAGCCGCCCUGGAGUGACGCUCCAGACUCCGACAUGGAGCUGGUGGCUAAGGCCAAGGCUCGGAUCCAGGAGCUGCAGAAGGAGGCCGAGACCUUGGAGGAAGCUUACAGGAACUACCAGCAGAGGGCGGUGCGCUCCACCAUAUCACACAUGCUUCCCCCAAGACCUCUUUCCCCUCAACGAGCACAUCCUUCACAUCGUCCUGACAGUCCUCUAAGAAAACAAGUCUCCCACACACACUCUGCCCACAAAUCACACAGACCAGUGUCUUCACAAACUACCAGAACCCCCUCCUCGGCCCCCUAUGAAACCAGAAACACCGUACCAGCCGCACAGCCACGAGUCACCUUCACAGCAGAAAAAAACCCACCCCAGUCCACAGUUUUCACUGACCACAGUCUGCAUUCAUUGACUGAAUCUCAGUUUCUAAGAGAUGGUCAGCCGCAGAAUGGAAGCAGCUCUCCAUCCAGACGUCUGUCCUCCACACCGCACUCUUCCUCCAGGAAACCGCUUCAGAGAGAGAGUGCAGAAGAAAGAGUCGUGUCUCCACUGCCGUUCCCGGAUUUGUCUUUUGACAGACAGUUCCCCCCGCACGACGAGGUGGCGACCUCAGGUGACUUUCCCUCUGAGCUCAGUCCACCUCGCAGCCCCCAGCUCAGAAGCACAGCACGAGACCAGGCCAGCCCACCAAAUCUGCAGCCCGUGUUCUCCAGCUCGGAGUCUUCCCCACAGCCCGAGAGAUUGAGCCUAGAAGAUCUCACAGGGAUUUUGUCAGAGCCCGGCCACAUUCCAGAGCUUCUCCUGGACACUGCCGUCCCUCUCUCUGAGGAGGCCCCUGACAGCCCCGCUGGCCCCCGCCCACAGGACCUCCCAGAACACCCGAUAGACAUGCAGGGCCAGGCGGAAGUCCUGCAGGCCUCACGUCAGUCUGCUAUGGAAGAGGACGAGGAGCAGAGGUGGGAAAGAGAGCGAAAAGAAAGACUAGAACAAAGGCAAAGGCAGCAAGAGGAGGCCAGAGAGCGGGAGCUGCAAGAACUGGAAAGACUGGAGAAACAGACGCUUUUGCUGGAGCUGGAGCAACAAGGACGGGAAGAAGAAGAAGAAGAAGAAGAAGAAACUGGGGCUACAAAAGGAGAUGAAGAGCUGAAGCAAGAGGCAACCAAUGACAGGGAGGAGUCUAAAGGUGAAAAUCCCUUGGAGAAAUACAUGAAGAUGGUCCUGGAAGCCAGAGGGAAUCAGCAGGCCCAGAGCCCGGGAAGAGAAGAAGCCGGACAUACGAGCCCAGGGGCCAAGAGUUUGUCUGAAGGGAAAGAUGACAGCGUUGCAGCAUAUUCACACAAGGAUGAAGAGGAUGAUUUCUGGUGAGCUGCUGCCAUCAUAAACAGAUGAAUUAUACAAACGUAAUGUUUUGUUUUUAAGAUGUUGCCUUUCUAUGUAUAUACUUGUAUAUUUGAUGUUAUAUUCACUCCAUAUGUUUUUAAUAAAUCACAUUUCAUCACCCUU